UAAAUAUAAUUAAAUAUUGUAUUAUAUUAUAUGACACUUUUCUCUUAGGAUAGUAAAGCGAACGUAUAAAACAGGUUGAAGGUCAAGCUUUAAGUUUAUUUGGUAAACGCGUGGAAUCAACGAUGACCUCGUUAUCGGUAUCAACCUUGCAUUUCUCCUUCCCUUAAUACGAUCGCUUUAACGAGCAUCAUUCUUUCAAUUUAUAAUCUGCUUUAACUGUGAUAUAUACUGUGAUUAUUCAUUCCAUUGGAUUUCGUUGAAGCGAACGCUUUGUGUUCUAUUCGCAUUGUCGAUUACUUUCACUGAAGGUGUUCUUGCUCGUGAAACUUCAACGAAUCAUGAAAAUCGCUGUGAUCGGUGCCGGAGCCGCGGGACUCGCCGCACUUCGUCAAUGCACUUCCGGUACUUACAACGACCAAGUGGUGUGCUACGAGAAAACAGACCAAAUCGGCGGAACUUGGGUCUAUCGAGAGGAAACUGGUUCUGAUAGAUACGGUUUAACGAUUCAUACUAGCAUGUAUAAAAGCCUCAGGGCUAAUCUGCCGAAGGAAGUAAUGGGCUAUCCGGAUUUUUCUAUACCGGAAAAACCUGAAAGUUACUUAUCACGAACAGAGAUAUUGAAUUUCUUAAACGCAUAUUGUGAUCAUUUUGCGCUACGUCCUUACAUUCGGCUGCUGCAUCAUGUGGAACUGGUGGAACCGGUGACCGGAGGGGAUCGAAAAUGGUCGGUCAAGGUCAGGGAUUUGCAGAGGGACGCGAUCGUGACCGAGACGUUUGACGCAAUCAUGGUGUGCAACGGUCAUUAUUUCGAGCCCAGAAUCCCGAAGAUAUCCGGUCACGAUGUUUUCGCGGGCAAGCAAAUGCACAGUCACGAUUACCGGGUACCCGAGAUCUUCGACGGCAAGACUGUCGUCGUUUUGGGAGCUGGUCCUUCAGGUAUGGAUUUGGCGUUGGAGAUAUCCAAGAACGCGAAUCGCGUAAUUCUGAGUCAUCAUUUGACCGAUCCCAUACUCACCGUAUUCCCGGAAAAUGUCGUGCAGAAAGCUGACGUGGUGCAACUGACGGAGCACGAGGCGGUUUUUGCGGACGAUACGAAGGAGAAGAUCGACGUCGUCUUCUAUUGUACAGGAUAUAAAUACAGUUUUCCUUUCCUCGCCGAAUCUUGCGGAGUUCGGGUAGAUUCUAAUAUGGUAACGCCCCUUUGGAAGCAUCUGGUGUCCAUAGAGAACCCGACUCUGGCACUGGUGGGUCUUCCGUUCUACGUUUGCGCCUUCAGCAUGUUCGAUUUACAGGUGCGAUUCGUCCUACGACACUGGCACGACGAGAGGCGGUUUCCCGCGAGAGCGGAUAUGCUGCGCUCCGAGGCUGAGGAAGCGGUGAGACGCGCCGAGAGGGGCCUGCAGAAGAGGCACUUUCACAUGAUGGGCCCCGAGCAAGGUCACUAUUACGAUGACCUGGCGAACAUCGCCGGCAUCGAGCCGCUACCACCCGUGCUGACGAAACUCCACAACGAGAGCAGCAUGAACUUCCUCGACGACCUCGUGCACUAUCGACAGGACCGCUACAAGAUCAUCGACAACUACAAUUUUGUUAAGCUUUAACAUUGGCAUUAGAGUGACAGAGAAGCAUUUAUAGAAACAUUUUUAUAUAAUAAUUAGAUUUUUUCUAUGAAAUUAUAUU
This is a messenger RNA of Nylanderia fulva, 1680 nucleotides long. Its product is annotated as senecionine N-oxygenase. Gene Ontology annotation, molecular function: N,N-dimethylaniline monooxygenase activity; NADP binding; flavin adenine dinucleotide binding. The record is from RefSeq and is a predicted model, not a curated record. NCBI's taxonomy places the organism in Eukaryota, Metazoa, Arthropoda, Insecta, Hymenoptera, Formicidae.